CAACACUCUUUACAAUAUGUCGGACAAGUCUCACACCCUUAUGCACAUGUCGAGUGCCGACCAGCACAACCACGGCGGUCCCGAGCCCGAGGAGAAGCGACCUUCUCACGAGCAGGGUGUUGAGAACUCUCACCAGAACCUCGACGCCAAGGACGAAAAGUCCAUUGCUAACAAGCUGGACCAAGCUUCCAAGCAGGAGAAGAGGGAGAAGAAGGCUGAGCAGGAGGACAACAGCAUGCCUACUGACGCUGCCCGAAACCACGGCAACGAGCCCUCCAAGGGUGCCAAGAUCGACGAGCAGAUCGAGCUCGAGGAGCAGGCUGAGCUCAGGAAGAAGGGUAUUCAGCCGUAAAAGCUCGGAAUUUGAGCAAAGGCAGUAGUGUGAUGCGAUGUGACGUACUUUAUUCUUCGGUGGUUUCGGUAUGGAAAUGCACAAUCAUGAAAAUGUAUUAACAUCAUUGCAAGAUAUCUCGCACGGCGUGAGUGACAGCGAGCAUGCGGAGGGCGAAGGCCACGAGCGGGCAAGCAAGCCCAUUCAUUCAAUCGAUAAUGCUGCAACGU
Microstroma glucosiphilum is the source of this 561-nucleotide messenger RNA. RefSeq lists its product as hypothetical. NCBI's taxonomy places the organism in Eukaryota, Fungi, Basidiomycota, Exobasidiomycetes, Microstromatales, Microstromataceae. The transcript is spliced from 3 exons. The coding region runs from base 17 to 352 and encodes 111 amino acids. The record is from RefSeq and is a predicted model, not a curated record.